AUGUAUAAACUCGAUUUGCCAGUUGACCGCAAAGAAGCUGCGGCAAUUGAAAGACGACGGGCAUUAGAGGAGCAACGAAAGAGCAGAAUUUUCAAUGCAAAGAACAGGCUAAUCGGGGUGCGCUCUGCUAAACCAUCCUUUCAUAGGAAUAUUUAUGCUAAGCAAUGACGUCAAAAUGUUAACGUUAUUACCGAUGAAAUAUAUAUAAAUAUUGUAACUAUUGUAACUAUUUAUGCCCACUGUUUUUUUGAAUUCCGUUUAUCAGGAUAACCGAAACGGUAACGAGUAAAUUUGCUUCUAAAUUGUUAUGCAAAUUGUUUCCGUUAUUCGAGCUCCUCCGUGGAGUUGCAAAUUAAUUGGUAAUUGUGACUUCUGUGCUCAAACGUUUGCUGCAUGUCAAAGCUAUCAAAUUUGAGCUUUCGAUUAGAUAGCUGCUUCAUGCAUUUGACAUACGAUGCUCAACUAAGCUCAUGAUUGAUAUCAAAAUAAUUUCAAAAAGAGCAAACUCGCCUUGCUUAGACAUUGGCUUAAGCCAAUUAAAAUAGAUACGCAAUAUCCGACGCCUUUUUAUCUUGAGAUAGGCCGGGUACAGUUAGUUAUUUAAAACUAAGUUUCAGAUAUAUCCGUACAUGUUUUUAAGGGGAUAUUAUGUCUUUUGUGGGGUUCAGAAAAUUUUGAUGUUAAAUAAGGCCUCGGUCCAUUUAGGCCGCGAAUAUGUCCAACCAUAAUAUAUUUUAUGAAAAAAGCAAAAACGAUUUAAAUCCCUCCAAAAAUAUGCUUGGAACUCAUACGAUUUCUCAUUCCUAAUCUCUGCUGCACACAUAAACCGAAAUGGAAACCAGUUGCAAACAUCCGUCAAAGUUCAUUUUUUAUUUUAUUAAAUGGUCUUUGUGGAAGCCUAACGUUUAAUGCUAACGAAUGCAACUUCUCUCUCAUCUUUGUUUUCCAUAAGUAGUAUUUACAGUUAACAGACCAUGUACUUUCAGGUUGGCGUCUGUGACACGGACCCCCCACGUUUAUUUUGUGAAUCAUAAACACCUCAAGGUAUUUGCGACUCAGUUUGCUAGUUUGUCAGAUAGCAUUGCACUUCUAGCUUUGCAGAAUCUAUCACUUUUACCAGAGCAAUUAUCUAAUUAGAUACUCACUCUGGUAAAAGUGAUAGAUGCUGCAAAGCUAUAAGUGCAAUAUUAUCUGACAAACUAGCAAACUGUCAUCAACUAAAAAUGAAGACAAAACAACAGAGAAAUGAGAAGACUAUAUAUAGUCUCGGAGUCUACGAAAUUCAACUCCCAUGACAUAAAGAUACAAAAAUAUUAACUACUGCAUUCGUAGUGUUUGUGGAUAAUGCUUAAUUGGUAUUGGUUGCUUGCAUGAUAAGACAAUCGUAUAAGCUUUCUUGUUAGUGAUGAUGUGCCAAAAAUGAACUCUUAGUUAUCUAGCAAAGGCUCUCACGCAGAUGUGCAACAAACUAUAAUUACUUCAUAAAUAACGUGGCAUUUGUGGAAUGUGUUUGUUAGAUUUUCUGUUAUUACUUAACAUGUGCCAACCUCUUGCCAAAAGCGUGCUGUUAUUAACUAUUUAUGCGUAGUUUUAGAGGAAACCCUAAUUUUCUUAAUUUUAUUUCGAUUCUUAUAAUGGCGACAACCUAAUAACCUUAUUCGACGGAAGAGUUGCCCUGACGUUAAUCAGAUUAAUAUCUUUUUAUGGUCCUGAACAGAACCUUGUGGUUACAAAAAUUCAUCUUCUGUAUUUCUAAGAGAAUCUGUCAAAUAACUAUCAACUUCUCGCAUUUUCCGUAAAAACCUAAAAAUAAGCUAAACAGAAUGCUGCAUAUCCAAAAAUUUGCUUUAGGACGUUAUGCGGCAUGCUCUAUUAGACAAUAUCCGGGAUACUCGAAGAUCCCCUCCAACCCGUCAUAUCUCCUUUGAACUUUGUCGUCUCGCUUCCAAAAUAACCUUACGUAUCCUUAGUAUAUGGCUGGCGACUAGCACUCUGAUUGUCGGAAACUACGACUGUAAAUGAAAAUUUGAAUCAAAAUAAUCGUACUCCAGACAUGCUUAUAAGUUGCCCGCACAAACCUGUCAAUAUCAGACUGCAAGCGUUUUCUUGUAAAUGUUUGAUCAUAUCUUUAUAUUGUGAAUUACCUACAAUCCCAAAUGUUUCCUCUUUCUAUUACUAACUUUUAGGAAAACAUGUUGCUAAAAGACUUGCUAUAGAACAUAAACUGCUGGCCACCCUAGGGAAAUAUUAAAUAUUUCAGGGAUGUUAAACAGCAGUACUUUUGGACCGAUUGCACUUCAGUCUGUUGUAAUAUCAAAUGUUUUACAUUCCUUGCAUUUAGGUCGAUGAGCGAGCCCUGGCUCAACAACUUAAGGAAAAGAAGGAGCGCGAAGAUGAAGAGCAUUGCAGGGAAUUAGCUUAUGGUAAGCCAUCUGCAUCUAAAGAGAGGCGGUAAUUUUAUCAGUGAAAAGACUAAGUACCUCUUUUCUGACCAAUAUCUGGUUCCAAACUAAAACCGAAUUUAAAUGCAAAAGCCCUGGCGUCACACACACACACACUUCUCUAGGUCCUUCAUGUUUUCGGGGCAUUCAGAGAGGUUAGGAACAAAGCUACCCAGAAAAGGAUUUCCAACUUAUAUAGAGUGCAAGAGAACUUUAACAUUCUUAGAUACUUCACAGAGGAUCAUUUCUUUUAUCGAGCAAAUAAGGUUUUGGAUAAAGUUAAUAAUUGUUUGCUUUGAUUACUUCCUUUUUGGGUCAAACUCGCUUCUUGUGUUGGCAAGAGGCAUAACGUUAACCUAUUUGGACGUGAUUAUAACUCAAGAGUUUUGAUGCUUUUCUAAGUGGAUUGUUCACUAUUUCCGCGAUAAAAACAAUUUCUUAAAGGAUUUAUCCUUUUGAAAGUGCGCAGUAAUUGCCUUGUCCAAUUAUGCACUUUAUGCAAGGGAGAUGCUGCCAAGAUAUUUUAAAAUUUCAGUGGAUAUUACUACAAUCCCCUCAGAAAAGCAUCAAGUCAUCUCAGCAUGCGAUUGGAACCAUGUUUGCGUGUGUUAUUGCUGAUGACUGGAUUUAUGCUAUAAGAACGUUUUCAGUGGUGCGUAACCAAAUGCGUACCUUAUAAAAGUCAAUGCCUGAAGGACCGUUCGAAGAUUUACAAAAAGCAUUUCAUCGUUAGCGUCCUCCUAGGAUUCGUCAAUAUUUUUUCAAACCUUUGCUAACCUGACUGUGUGAACAAUUUUCCAAAAUGUCUUAGCGACUUAGGAGACUGAAUUUGAUCCGCUAGUUUUAUUCGUAAACGACAGUUAGUAGGCUACUUCUAUUAAAAGUCCGAACGCCAAUCUAAACUGCUUUAAGUCGCUUAACGUGCAACAGCUUGAGGGAUUACCGUUGACGCCCUACACUGACCCAAGAAACUGGACUUAGAUGACUUUUAAUGAGUUUCUCAAAAUUUUAUCUUUCUUUUCGCCGGUUACAGAGGCACGCACUGGACAGCUUUAAUGCGUACAAGUUGGUGUAUAAGAUUGUCUAUGUGGCAUUUAUGUUUUAAAUACGUUUAAUUGCGUUCGCUUUCAUAGACCGUCGAAAUUGACCUGACGCUAUGCGGAAUACUGAUUGGUUUUCGUAACUAUAAAGCCACAGCGCAUGCCUUAAUCCCGUUCCUAAGAAAUUGCAACCUUAUUUCACUUUAGGGCUGCGAACAUAUAUCAUUAAGGGUGAUUUCGUGCUUCUGCCGCUGAAUUUUAUGUCUGCAAUCGACAGCGCAGACCAGCUUAUAAAAAACAUGAGGGAAGAAAAAGAAGGAGAAAAAGGAGAAGAUGAAGAGGGGGAAGGAAAUCGUUUUAUGAUUAGGGGAUGGGCGGGCACCCAAAUGAUGAAUAGCUAUUUAUAGUAAUUAGUGACAAAACAAUGCCACUGGAUCCUUGUGUGAGAUCACGAUGUCCAACAUGUUGGAGGGGUGCAAAACACUAUUCCGACGCUUAAAGUAAGCAACCGCCCUGCCAUAUCGCUUUCUCUACUGACCAAAACCGAUUUAAACUCAUAAAGGGUGACAAAGAAGCUGGUUCGGCAGGCGUAGUACACGUUUUGCUGGUGCAUUCCUUCCUUUAAUGCUGAUGGCCGACGGCGUCACCUUUUUCAUCAGUAUAUGUCCGUCUACCCUGUAGCGCACGAUGCUGAACGGUUUGACCGGAUCGCGGUCCUCUGUGAACAACGCCAACGUAAGGACAUGCGGAAGUUGGAUCAGGCGCUGAAUGAAUUUCGUUUCCUGCAUCAACAACCGCAGAGUCGGCGAGAAUUUGACCUUUACGACCCCGACGCUCUGAAGAAGGAUAGACCGGCCAGGGUAACCGAUGACGAUCCUCGAUGCGGCAUGUCCUCGAUGCAGAAGUUUAUGGGUGAGGAUCUGACCAGACAGUCCCGCAACAAGUACCAGCGAGAACAGAUGCAGGACUGGUUUGAACGGCAGAUUGAAGAACGUGAGGCCGCGGAGGCUGCAUACAAGGAGGCUAACAGGUCAGUGCAGCUUGCUUGCAGUUUAAGAUGAGGGUCUUUCGUUGUGAAACGAAAUUUUCCGAAUUAUCUGUGCGAGGGAUAACCUGCGCCUGUGAUUCAGUAAAUAUUUUGAGAUAUAAAGCCUGUUCGGGGAUAUCGAUUCAUGUGGAAUUGGUGCUCCCCCCCAAACUGGCCCUCCAAAGAAGCAUACUCAUUCCGUUUGGGUUUGGAGCCUUAUCACGAGAACCUUCGGGCAGGUACAUAGUUUAUAAACAAAUAUGGCUCAUUCCUCCGAGUGUGAAAUUGAAAGAAAACGUACUUUUUACCAAAUGAUCGAAAAAACGAAUAUUUUGUGCAUGUUUCCCAUGAAAUAUAAUUAAAUUUUUAGGGCCAUCGAACAUAAAUGAGAAAAAUGUACGCUUAUUAAGUAGCCAUUUUUUACAGACUAUGGUUCUUGCAUGCAGCCGAAAAGAAGUUCGUUCGAAGGUCGGCAUCCAGAGGUAACUGAAUUAUUAUCAGUUACAACCCUACUUAAUUAGUCUUUUCGAAACGAAAACGCAUUUCGGAAUUUCGAUUGACAUUUUAUGAGUUAGCCCACCUACUGUAUGUGUGUUAAUAAAUAUGUCACUUUCCUUGGGGAUGAACGGCUAGUAUGUUAUGUUUUGAAACUGGUUACUGAGCGCGUCGCCAGAUGCAAGAGCACUGUACAGAAAAAGCCAACUUUUGCCCGUGUCUAAUAAAAGAUUCUAAAUUUUGCAUUUAGUAACUUCUAAUGGGCGUUUUUAGUUGAAUAAUAAGUCCCCUGAUUUAAUGAUUUUGAGAAAUACGCCUUCCUUCGAAAUUGAGUUGAUGUCGUUCCUUUUGCCUGCAUACUGUCAAAUACUGACCGGUCAAAUAAUUUAAUUACUGGUUUUUGACGUAAAUAGUGGCAGUUGUGACGGCUUUUACAGGCUGAUGGCUGCACUUGCUGUUGACGAUUAAUGUUUCAUUAACAUUUUGAGAUCGCUGUUGCUCCUUUCUGGUUUUAAGAAGGGGAAGGGCAAACACAGAUAGCACGGAGGCAUUAUCUCGCAAGUAACCGCGGCACGAGACUUUUGCUUUCCAUCGGACGAGAGCUUGAUAGAGUAAAAAGUGCAAUUGUUUUAACAGGGCAGUACUUUCUUAAAGUGGAUCUUGUCGAAAAUGUAUUACGCAGAUGAUAUUUUUUGCGAAGAGAAAAGCUUUCGGCUAAAAUUAACAUGCCAAUGGUUUGGAAAAAAGAUAUUUACUUUCUGACGAAAGUGGAAGGCUUAGUUCUGAAAAGAUGCAGUGGUCACACACCGAUAAUCGCGUUGGUAACAUUGGUUAUCAGCCGAACCCCUUUAAAGUCGCUCUAUUUAAUGACACGACAUCGGCGAAAAUGCGCCUGGUCCUUCGCUAAUAUCUGGUCUGCGAGAAUCAGAAUCCCUCCCAGCAUGUAUUUGCACGCCACUUGUGCCCUUUUUUCACCUAAACUGGAAAUCGGACAAAUUUCUAGUAAUUUUCUGCUAAUUACGCUGCACUGUGAACAAUGUCUUUAUAACCUUAUUAACGCUGAGUUUCGACCAUGAUAAAGGUCUCAGCACUACCUUUCCUACGUCCUAAAUCUGUUAAACCAACAGUGAGUGACCUAUCUCAUGAAAUGUUGGCUGAAAUUCUGAAAUGCGUUUUCGAUUAGGAAGGAUUACUUGGUCACGGUUGUAAUACUGACUACUUGCGGCAUACUCUUAUGACAUUUCGGACUCGGCAGGAUGUCGGCUUUUAAAUGCACUUAUUUUUAAUCUUCUGUAGAAAGCGUACUCGGUAAAAUAUGGCUACUUAUGUAGCAUGCAUUUUUCCCAUUGAUUUUCGAUGGUCUUGUAAAUUCAAGGAUAUUUUAUAGAAAUCACAAACAAAAAUAUGCUUUCUUUUAGUCAAUCAAUAGAGACUCACGUCUUCUUUAUAUUUUAUACUAAAGGAAGGAGUAUAAUUAGGUUUUAAAAAAGUUUCUAAUUAUGAGACUUUUUAAGACCGCGAUAUGUCCAUUCACAUAGCAUCGUGCCUGGCCGUUUAGCACCGCUUCCCAUGAAAUGAACAACAUGGUCCGCAUUCAUUGCAAAAUUUUAUGGACUCUGUAUAAGAUCUCUUUAAUGGCAUAGAAAUAUAUGUGAUUUUCUUUACGCAGAACGCAUGCACCUUGUAGAGUGAAAUCACUAAGCGCUAUGCAACGAAUGAUCAGGCUCCAAAUUAUUCGGCAAUUGGAAAACUUUUUUAAAACCUAAUCUUACUCCUUCCUUAAGUAUAAAGUACAAAGCAGACGUAAUUAUCUGUUGAUUGACUAAAAGAAAGCAUAUUUUUGUUUAUGGUUUCUAUAAAAUAUCUUUGAAUUUACAAGACCAUCGAAAAUCAAUAGGAAAAAUGCAUGCUACUUAAGUAGUCAUUUGUUACCGAGUACGCUUUAUACAGGAGAUUGAAAAGAAAGAAUAAAUGCACAGUCAAUGACUAUCACGAGCGCGAACGAUAUCCCAAGUGUGUGCUAAUGAAGAAGAAUCAUGUACUUUGGAUUUUUACUAGAAUUCUACCUUUAUCCGUCUCUACCUAUUCUGCUUUUACUACUUUUAAGUUACAUCACCUGGACUAUUUUAAAAUGAUGUCACACAUAGUGCUCCCGUCUCUCUUUGCCUCACGGUGCCCUGUUAAAGUGAUGAAACGUGAAUUCUCUUAGUUAUCUGAGUACAACUCUAAUUGUACCUCGAUCGUUUUAACGCUUAUUAAGAUUGCUGGCAAAUCCCCCUUCUACCAGCAUGAAAUUGCGUACUCCGGCGACAAUUUAUCUCCCCUUUGCCCGCUACCUGUAGAUAUUAAGUAGACAUUUCUGAGUAGAUGGCGUAGCGAUGGGCUCACCGCUCGGCCCGUUCCUCGCAAAUGUCCUCAUGGGCAAAGUCGUGAUGACAAUUUUACAAGGCACUAUUAAUGACUUCAACUUCUACGGUCGGCUCGUGGACGAUAUUUUCUGCCUGACGGAUGUUACCACCGACACAGACGCCCUGGUUCAAAAAUUCAACAAUGCACACCCCUCGCUGACGUCCUCUGCAGAGUUUGAGGCAGACAAUGAAAUCGCGUUCCUCUAUGUUCUUCUGCACAGACAAGGGGAUGUAUCUAUUCAACGGAGGGUAUUCCGGAAGAAAGCCUGGGCGGGACAAUACAUUAAUUUUCACAGCUUUGUUACCCUAAAUAUUAAACGCAAUUUGGUCCAGGGUUUGGCGUCUAGAGUGCGACGUAUCUGCCCUCCUGAGACUGUUGAGGCAGAACUCCAGCAGCUGCGGGAUAUACUCCACGAAAGCGGAUACCCAGAAAGAUUUAUCCUUCAAAAUAUAGGGGAGCGCACUGCAAAGCCCACCAUGGCAAUUGCAGAAAAGAAAGACUUAUUUAUAGGACUGCCUUUUCAAGGGGACGCAGCAAGGGACCUAGUAAGAAGACGGCCUAAAACAGCGAUCACUAGCACUUUCCCGCGGCGAACUUACGUGCAUGUUUCACGAACUCUCCCCUCCUUCGCUUGGAAGGUAAAUACCGACUCCCGUUGCUGGCCACAUCGAUGCGUAUUUACUCAUUUACUUGUUCCUGUGUAGCGGGAUACAUUGGCCGUACAACGAGGCACCUGGAAAGGAGAUUACGUGAACACAUACCGGCCUGGCUAUGCAGAGAUGAAAAGAAAUCGAUGUCGAGUUCUAUCCUCGCACAUCUUGCCGAAAUGAAUCACCGUGUCGAUGCCAAAGAGGCCUUUUAGGUUGUCUACCGGACACCAGCAAGCUUCUCCAGAGGCCUACGCCAACGGGUACUAGCUACAGCCGAGGCAGUAACUGUACGGCUAGCAAAUCCAGUGAUAUUUUGUCAGGAGACUCUGGCACAGGCGCUCUCUCUUCCGUGGCCAACAUCGACCCCAACGUCGCCCCAACCUCCUGAUGGCAGUGGUGUGUACACAACGUGCCCGACGUACAAACAUUACUCACAGCCUAUGUCUCCUCUUGACUCAAGGACCACGACACGCCGACCACGCCGUAGCACGCCUCGUCAUGCGAGUGGCGUGGGAACGAUGGGUAUAAAUAGCCCCUGAAUCACUUAUAAGCCCUGUAACUUCGCAUACUUUAAACUUCUAUGUAACCGUUUUGGCCUAAUGAAGAGUUACCGAAAACACGUGUUUGCCAAAUUGACUUUUCAAUUUCCGAAUAAAUUAAUUGGCCGAGAGUACGGCAGUGCAUUUUUCAUGACUCGAAAAUCCUGAAUAUAUUCUCAUGUGUAGGCUCUAUGAUCUGAAACGGCGAGAACUGGAUCAGCGUGUCUGUGAGCUUGCAAAGGCUGAAGAGCAGUGCAAGCGUGCAGUCAAUACAGCCCUGCGCCACUACAAUGAAGUCCUGGCGGCCGAGCAGGCCGAAAGAGCUCGAAUAAAGAAGCAACACGACGAGGACGACAAUGCGACUGAGAUAGCCAACUGUAUAUACAGCGACCUCUUGACUGAGAAUCCAGCCCAGGCCACCUCGGCAUUUGGCCCGCACCGAAUCUGUCCUGACAGAUACAAGGGACUGACACAGGAGCAGUUGGACCAUAUUAGGAAAACGCAACAGCUCCAGGUUGAAGAAAAAAAGGUAUGUGCGUAUCUAUUUAAACAAACCCUCAAAAGUUAUGUUUUACUUCGACACUCUUUACCCUCCGUAUUCGCAUUCAUAAAUGAUAGAAGUAAGCGACUCUUCGUUACAACUAUGCCCUUUGCUAUAAUUCCUGCUCCCAUUGGCAGAGACUUAUAGCGGUUUAGGAGGUUUGCUGGAUUACAAGCUAGACUCGCACUGACGGCAUAGAUAGCCAAAGCCGCUUUUUCUGAGGUCUUACUUGCUGCAGCAUUAGAAGACCCAUGCGAAGAGGGCCCACAUUAAUUCCCUCGUGAAUGAUGAGCUGCUUAUCGUGAAACUCACUUACCACCAAGGGACUGGAGUCUUUUUGAUAAACAGACUUGUUGCACCAGUUUCAUUUGGAUUUGGUUCACCCGCAUUUAAGUUAUUUUUGGUUAACUAAUGUCUGGGAGAAAAAAGGGGAUAGUGGGGGAGACAGCAGACAUUUAUAUCAAAAUUGUCGAAAAUUUAUGUCACCAAAUAACUAGACGCUAUAGUCCAACACGACUCAGCAGAGCCGACCUACCAUAGUUUCUCGUAACCCACGGUCGUUUCAAAGAUAUUAUUAUAUUAUUAUUAUCUUAUCUUGUAAAAAACGACAGCAUUUGGCUAGUUACAUUUGCAAGAUAAGGAACAAUUUAUUCGGAUCCCUAUGAAAACCGGAAAAACAAAAUCAUCGAUAAUCUUCAUGAUCCAGAUUUCUAUGUGUCGAUUCAUUUGUCUGUUUCCGAACAGGCGUCCUAAAUCUUCAAGUAAUAUUUCCUACACCUGACACGCUUUCGGUUCUUUUCCAUUUUUAACUCAUUUUGUUCUUUUGAAGCCGCAAAGUCCGUAUUAGCCGCCCAUGCAGAGGACGAGUUUGGAACAGUUUUGCCAUAAAUUAGGGUUACUCAUUUAUAAAUAGUAGAUUCUAUAAUGUCGUCAAUUUUGGUUCCGAUGAUUGUUGCUAUCUAGCGCCUGAAGGCAGAGGAGGAAGAACGUAAUCGGGAGUGGGACUGCCAGCGUGUAAACGCCAACAAGGUGGGCAUUCUUAUUGAGCGUCAGAUGGAGAGGGCAGCCCGAAAUGCACGCGAGAAAAUCGCCCAGGAGAAUUUGCGCCUUGCCCAGGACCAGAUGGCUUUCCAACAAUACCUGAAGGACGAGGUUAGUGGCGUUCUUAGCAAUAUGCGUUUUUUGUGUUUUGUGCAAAAUAACCCGAAGUUAGAUUAUGGACGGAUAACGCCCGCAAAUAAGCCGAAUUUUCCGUUGUUUUUCGAUGCAUUUAUAUCGUUUAGUGACGUUUAACGCAACAUAACUCAAAAUGGUGUAGUCUUUCCCAUAGUAAGUUUUUGAAUACGCCGUCUUGUUGAUCCCUUUCAGCGGUUUUUAGUCAUGUGUUUGAAGUGGAAAACCAAGGGGAACGAUGUACACUUAAGUAGGAAUUCCGGUAACAAUCGGGAGAUGGCACCCAAAAAAUCCGUUACCUAGAAAUAAUACCUUUAACAGUGGACUCAAACGCCUUCAGGCUAUAACAGCGCUUGCAGGCCUACUUUCACUCACUACUUGGACUUUCCGCGACGGCCUAACACGGGCUGGCCGAACGAACAUCACAGGAGGUUACAUGGACGAUAGUCGCUGUUACCCAACUUCCCCCAUCGUUACACACGUACACCUGAAUAUACGGCAUACAUUCGCAUUAUGGCAGUUUAUUGCAAAACAAAAUCACUUUUACAUAGGAUAAGUCUGCACAACAUGGGACAGGAACAAUUUCCAGGCAUCUGCCAAAGACAUGGCAUCGAGGCCAUAAUAAAGACGAUACUGUACUUCGUCUAUGUGAGCCCACACAGCUCGACCACAUACAGGGCCUCUCUCGUGGAGUUUCAUUUUUAGUCUACUCCAGUAUGCCUCAAUGGCAUUGGUGUGCCGUCCGGUGGUAGGGUCCUUGAGGUUCUUUGAGUGGUUAACAGAGAAAUGCAGAUAACCUUCUGAGGGAAGACGAUUAUACGCCUUCCACUCGUACGGUACCGCUAUACUGCUUUGGCGACCCACUUUGUUAUAACGGAACCCAGAGCGGGCAAACUUCGAUCAUUCACCUGUUUAAAUAAACCUUUCCGUCGGCUAGUAUCGUACAUCCCGACCAGCCGCCGCCCAUAAAACCCCUAUUACCGCCUGUCCCGUAAGAUAGGCUGCUUUGGUUAGGCGAAUAUUUUGGUGCCAUCUCCCGACUGUUACCGGAAUUCGUUCUGCGGAAGUGGAAAACCGCAGUAAGAACACUGUUUACACACCCCAUUAUCAAAAUAAAAGGCGCAUUUGUCUUCUUAUAAAAGCCUAAAUCCAAAAAUAAUUAAUAAAUUUUGAUCUGUAAUAAGUCAUUGCAUAGAAUAAAUUUAAAACAUCUGCCCACUGUUUUGCCCCGGUAGAAACAUAAUUGUUUACAGUUGUUUAUAACACGAAGUACUUUUUUGACACUGUGGAUUCAAGUCUACCAACAAAUAUUCAACGAGCCUUGCAAGCAUUCCGUGAACUAACCAUAUUUGUAAAUACAUGAAAUUGGAUUGUCAGGGACUGUUCUCCCCAACAGGUGCAUAGCACAGUCAGGAGCCAUUUAUGCAUCAAAAUUUCGCGGACAGUUUGGAUUGCCAAUGAGGUAGCUAAAGCCUUACAAAUGUGCAUGUAGUGUUUUUUGACUGAAGUUAAGUAGGGCUAGCGUUCGUCGGACUGGAUAACCGAAUUUGAUUCUAUUACCGCUCGGUGACGAGGGAAAACAAGCCAGAGGCAUCAGUCCGCACCCAGUAGUUUACGCGGCAAGAGUUUUUGGGAGAUUUAUAAAAUAGCAGCGGAGCGCGUAGUAGCAAAAUUGCACGGAAAUUGAAUCUAGGUGAAAGCUGCGAAAUAAGUUACUAGCUGUUUAAAAAAUUGAUAAGCUUUCUGAAACUGAUCGCGACUACUAUAUUCACCAGGAAUUCGAUUUUAGCGGCCGUUUCAAAGGCUCGUGCGAACGAUAGUUCCUGGAGUUCCUCUGACAUCGUUUUCAUCUCGUUCCUUACACCUAAAAGCAGCUGGUCUAAAGGUCCUUACUGCUGCCAGAAUUUGAAAAAUGGACGCAGCCCAUGUUAUGACCGCAGCGUUAUGUCCUGUUAAUCCUUAGAGAAAAAACUUCAGGCCUUCGCAUUAGAAAUCAACCUAUGUGCCUCUAACAUUGGCAGCUCUCAUAAGUGGCAAAAUUCACAACACAGACACUCUGCGUCAAGUUACCGGACUUAACAGCUCCAACUCCGAUGAAUCCUUAAACUCUUUGAUUUCUUCAGCGCCACUCCUUCUAAUCACUCCACUACCUUGCCUUCACAGCUCUGUCUGUCCUGUGGACUGCCAAGUAGCAAAGGAACGCAAAGGUUCUGCGUAGCAGUGUACUCAUCCUCUUUUCAGCGCCUUCCAAUGUCCCCUUUUACUUUCAGCUAUACUGUAUCCCUACGCUUUCUGCACUAACAAGUACCUGUUAUUCGUCUUUUUCAUUUUAGCUGUACACCAACCAGCCGACCGCAGCUUACUUUGCCCAAUUUAACACCACUUCACGAUAA
This is a messenger RNA of Spirometra erinaceieuropaei, 12708 nucleotides long. Lineage: Eukaryota; Metazoa; Platyhelminthes; Cestoda; Diphyllobothriidea; Diphyllobothriidae. The record is from the annotation of a GenBank genome assembly.